AUGUACAGCUUGAUGAUGGAGGGCGAGCUGCAGUCCCCGGGACACCCGGUCAGUGCCCCGAGUACCGGAACCUCGGUGCCCACAGGCGGCACUAACGGGAAACUGAGCGGCGAGCGGGUCAAGCGGCCGAUGAACGCGUUCAUGGUGUGGUCCCGGGGUCAGCGCCGGAAGAUGGCUCAGGAGAACCCGAAGAUGCACAACUCGGAGAUCAGCAAGCGCCUGGGGGCUGAGUGGAAACUCAUGUCCGAGGCCGAGAAGCGCCCGUUCAUCGACGAGGCCAAAAGGCUGCGGGCGCUGCACAUGAAGGAGCACCCGGAUUAUAAAUACCGGCCCCGCCGCAAGACCAAGACCCUGCUCAAGAAGGACAAGUAUUCGCUGCCCGCCGGCUUGCUCUCCCCUGGCCCCGGGGCAAUGAGCUCGCCUCCAGGCUUGAACCAGCGGCUGGACGGAGCCGGCGCCUACGCUCACAUGAACGGCUGGGCGAACGGCGCUUACCCGGGCUCGGCAGCAGCGGCGGCGGCGGCGGCGGCGGUCAUGAUGCAGGACCCGCUGGCUUACAGCCAGCACCCGGCGCUGGCGGCGGCAGGAACAGCGGCUGCGGGAGGAGCAGGAGGCGGAGGAGGAGGAGGGAGUGCCGCCGGUGGUAACGGCGCCGGUGGGACAGCGGGUCACCACCACCAUCACCAUCACCACCACCACCCGCAGCAAUUACACCGCUAUGACAUGUCCCUCCAGUACAGCCCCAUCCCCGGCACACAGGGCUACAUGAGCGGCUCCCCCUCCUACAGCCCCAUCCCGUCCGGUUACAGCCACCAGGGAGCCACCAAUCUCUCACUGGGCUCGAUGGUCAAGUCGGAACCGUCCCCCAGCCCUCCGGUCAGCUCGCAUUCCCGACCCCCUUGUUCCGGGGACCUGAGAGAGAUGAUCAGCAUGUACUUGCCGACAGGAGGAGAAGCCGGGGACCCAUCCCAGAACAGACUGCUUCCCCUGGCUCAGCACUACCAGAGCCCCAGCACGGCUGUUAACGGGACCAUCCCAUUAACUCACAUGUGA
This is a messenger RNA of Rhincodon typus (whale shark), 1053 nucleotides long. Its product is annotated as transcription factor SOX-1-like. Gene Ontology annotation, molecular function: DNA-binding transcription factor activity, RNA polymerase II-specific; RNA polymerase II cis-regulatory region sequence-specific DNA binding. The transcript has a single exon. Lineage: Eukaryota; Metazoa; Chordata; Chondrichthyes; Orectolobiformes; Rhincodontidae. Bases 1 to 1053 code for a protein of 350 amino acids. Gene Ontology annotation, biological process: regulation of DNA-templated transcription; cell differentiation; anatomical structure morphogenesis. The record is from RefSeq and is a predicted model, not a curated record.